Molecule: messenger RNA, 621 nt
Organism: Oikopleura dioica
Lineage: Eukaryota; Metazoa; Chordata; Appendicularia; Copelata; Oikopleuridae
Source: the annotation of a GenBank genome assembly
AUGGAUGAGUUUUUAGAGGACAAAUCUUCGAUGAUGGAAUUUCGAGGAUGCUGGCAAGACGGACAAGCAGGUGUUUCCUGGCUUACCGGAACCCAUAUUGCUGACUGGGUCCACAAAGGUGCCGAAGCCAACAGAGACCCGGAUACUCAAGAACGAAAAUUCUUCGACUUUGAAAACCAGCUCACAGAAGCAGCUGAUAAAAUAGACAAAAUGUUCUGGUUUGGUAUUUUGGAAGACUACGAAAGGUCUUUAGAACUCCUCGCGUAUCAACUGGACAAACCAUUGAAAAAUUUCAAGCGUCUGCAACAAAAGAUUGGCCGCCAGAAUUUGCAUAAACUAGAACCGAGCUUGCCAUCAGAAGAAUCAACAGAGUUUCUCAAAAACUUGAUGCCACAAGACAUCUGGCUCUACGAAUACGCAAAGACCGUCUUUCAAGCGCGAUGGAAUUAUUACAAAACAAGAAUUUAUCAACAUCCGAAGCGACCUGCUUUUCCGAAAAUCCCCUGUCAGUCGACGAGAUUCAUCUUGAAAUGCUCUGGUACUGAUAAUGACUUCAUCUUCAAAUGGGAUGAGAAGAUGCCCGAAGAACAUGCUAAAAACUUCAAUGAUUUACUGCAAUAA